Saitoella complicata NRRL Y-17804 is the source of this 383-nucleotide messenger RNA. RefSeq names its product DASH complex subunit Dad4. The transcript is spliced from 3 exons. Gene Ontology annotation, biological process: attachment of spindle microtubules to kinetochore. The record is from RefSeq and is a predicted model, not a curated record. Lineage: Eukaryota; Fungi; Ascomycota; Saitoellomycetes; Saitoellales; Saitoellaceae. Gene Ontology annotation, cellular component: mitotic spindle; DASH complex. Bases 39 to 257 code for a protein of 72 amino acids.
ACACAAAUAUACUCAUACACACACAAGAAUCUGAGAGCAUGGACAAUCCGCAUGAGGAACAGCAGAAUGCCCUUGUGGCCCGUAUUAUCAACAACGUUGAGAAGUUGAACGAGGCUGUCAUUGAGCUGAACCGGUCUUUGCAGGAUAUCAACAUGCAUACUAUGAAUGUGGAGCUUGUUUCCCAGAUGUGGGCCAACUACCACCGUAACGUCUUGUUCAACCUAGAAGGGACCGGGCGCUUGGAGAAGCCUGUCUAAACGUUUUGCUCGGAUCUAUACAACAUCUCGAUUGAUUGGGACGGGCGUUUGAUGAUUGCUUUCCUUGAUACCCAGUUUGCAUAAUAAUCUGCAACGCUAUAACCUCAGGAACACCGAACACCUGCC